Messenger RNA from Osmerus eperlanus (European smelt), 1452 nucleotides. RefSeq names its product sialoadhesin-like. Bases 5 to 763 code for a protein of 252 amino acids. Gene Ontology annotation, molecular function: transmembrane signaling receptor activity. Gene Ontology annotation, cellular component: plasma membrane. The record is from RefSeq and is a predicted model, not a curated record. The transcript is spliced from 6 exons. Gene Ontology annotation, biological process: cell surface receptor signaling pathway. Lineage: Eukaryota; Metazoa; Chordata; Actinopteri; Osmeriformes; Osmeridae.
CAGGAUGGAGUUCACACCACUCUUAUUGAUGCUCUCAGUAUUAAUGAUCCCUUCUGAGGCUGCACAAACAGCAGUCUCUCUGAGGGUCAGUCCCAGCAGAUCUCAGUUCUUCAAGUAUGAGUCUGUCUCCCUGAGCUGUGAGGAUCAGGGGAGCUCUGCUGGAGGGAGGGUGAGGAGGAACACCACUAAGAGAUGGCUGGAGGCGUGUCCUGCUGACUGGGGUGUUGCUACAGCAGGCUCCCUCUGCUCCAUCCAAGACACGUUCCCACACGACACUGGAGUGUACUGGUGUGAGUCUGAAUCAGGGGAACACAGCCAUGCUGUCGACAUCACAGUACAUGAUGGAGCUGUGAUCCUGGAGAGUCCUGUCCUCCCUGUGAAUGAGGGACAAGCUGUGACUCUACGCUGUAGAUACCAGACACCUCCCUCUGACCUCACAGCUGCCUUCUACAAGGAUGGAUCUCUGGUCAGGACUGAGGCUGCAGAAGAGAUGACCAUCCCUGCUGUGUCUACAUCUGAUGCAGGGUUGUACAGGUGCAGCAACUCUGAGCUGGGAGGAUCUCCAGAGAGCUGGCUGGCUGUGAGAGCACCACCUCCAUCUCCUACUUCACCUCCAGCCCCCCUGCUGUCUCUGCCCAGACUGCUGUGUAGUAUCCUGGUGUCUCUUCCCUACCUGGUGGUCACUGUCCUGCUGCUGGAGAGGUGCUGCAGGUCUAAAGGUGUGUGUUCAGCAGCUAAGUGUGAUGAAGAGGAGCUGUAUUGAUGUCACAAAGUGACCAGGUAGACCUGUUAGCCUCCCCAUCCCUAGUCUCUCUGUUAGCAUAGCUAUCAUUAGUCUUGUGUAGAGUGAGGUGUCUGCUAGCCUAGCCACCACUCUGUUAGCAUAGCUAUCAUUAGCCUUGUGUAGAAUUAGGUUUCUGCUAGCCUAGCCACCACUCUGUUAGCAUAGCUAUCAUUAGCCUUGUGUAGAAUGAGGUUUGUGCUAGCCUAGCAAUCUGUCUUGUAGGCUAGCAGAUUGAUAGAUGUUUACAUUGUUGGAUGUUUUUCGUUGUUUUACAUGGAAAAAUGAUGCACUGAUGGGGAGUCAGGUGGCUGAGCGGUUAGAGAAUCGGGCUAGUUAUUUAGAAGGUUGCCGGUUCGAUUCCCGGAUGUGCUUAAUGACGUUGUGUCCUUGGGCAAGGCACUUCACCCUACUUGCCUUGGGGGAAUGUCCCUGUACUUACUGUAAGUCGCUCUGGAUAAGAGCGUCUGCUAAAUGACUAAAUGUAAAUGUAAUGUAUUGUUGCUGUUCAGAUGUAUUUGUACGUGUUCUCAGGAAGACAACAUUUUGUCAGCUUCUGUAUAAAUAGCCUGCAGAGGUUGGCAUGUCUUGGAGUGUUGAGGUGUGUGUGUGUAUGUGUGUGUGUGUAUGUGUGUGUGUGUGUGUGUGUGUAUGUGUGUGUGUGUGUGUGU